This is a messenger RNA of Ictalurus punctatus (channel catfish), 3726 nucleotides long. Its product is annotated as taste receptor type 1 member 1. The record is from RefSeq and is a predicted model, not a curated record. The coding region runs from base 6 to 2492 and encodes 828 amino acids. Gene Ontology annotation, cellular component: membrane. NCBI's taxonomy places the organism in Eukaryota, Metazoa, Chordata, Actinopteri, Siluriformes, Ictaluridae. The transcript has 6 exons. Gene Ontology annotation, biological process: G protein-coupled receptor signaling pathway. Gene Ontology annotation, molecular function: G protein-coupled receptor activity.
GCAAAAUGCAGUGGCUUAGCUUUUAUGUUUUCCUUUUGGAUUUUAGCAAUCAAUUCUUUUUCAAAAUCACCUGCUCAGCAUCUGAAUUUAGCUUGCAGGGAGAUUAUUUGUUGGGUGGGUUAUUUUCAUUAAAUAACGUUUUUCCAGCAGUACACCAGUCCUACCCAGUGGCCCUUGAGUGUUACAGAUAUCGUUUUGAUGUGGCAGCUUAUCGGAUGCUUGAGAUGAUGAGGUUUACAGUAGAAGAGAUUAAUAACUCUUCCACCCUCCUACCUAAUGUCUCACUCGGCUAUGAGAUCUUUGACCAUUGUUCAGAUAUGCAGAAUUUUCCCUCUGUGUUGAGUUUUAUCUCUGAGAACGGAUCCAUUCCAGUUCAGAGAUAUUUAAACAAAUAUAAACCUAAAGUUAUUGCUAUGACAGGGCCAUAUGGAAGCACUAGUACAAUUACAGUGGCACCUUUACUCAUGUUGGCCCUUGUUCCAAUGGUGAAUUAUGGAUCAUCAAGUUAUCAACUGAGUAAUAAAAAAGUGUACCCAUCGUUUUUAAGAACACUGCCUAGCAACAAAAACCUGAUAGAUAUAAUUAUUCACAUUAUUAAAUGGUUUGGAUGGAACUGGGUUGCCUUUAUUGGCAGUCAGGAUGUCUACAGCCAAAAUGGCUUGAAUUUUUUUUCCCAAUAUGCCAAAAAAAAUAGCAUCUGUUUGGCCUAUCAGGAUUUACUUAACCAAACCUCUAACUACACUUCCACGCUGAGUACAAUUGAAAAACGCAAGAUUAACGUCAUAGUGGUGUUUUCGUCCCAAGAUGUAGCAAUAAACUUAAUCAGAGAAGCUAUAAAGAACAACAUCAGAAAUAAGGUUUGGAUUGCAGGUGAGGCAUGGUCUAUGAAUCAGCAGCUUCCUAAUGAACCAGGAAUACAAAACAUUGGGAACAUUUUUGGCAUUACAGAAAAGCUAAUGUCUUUUGAUGGAUUUAAGCAGUUCAUCUACACCAGACAAAGUGAUGAAAACAGCAAUGAUGAAAGUCAUCCUCCUCAGCCAGUAAAAAAAAUGUGUAACCAAGACUGUCUUAACUGUUCACUUUUGAGUUCCGAGGAAAUUUUAAAUGAAAAUCCCACAUUUUCUUUUCCAAUUUAUGCUGCGAUCUACACCAUGGCAAAUGCAUUACACAAAGUUCUACACUGUGAUGCAAAUGGUUGCGACAAAAGCAUUCCAGUUUACCCCUUCAUGCUCUUGAAGGAAAUGAAGACGCUGGAUUUUCUUCUUAAUGGCCGUAAAGUAAAGUAUGAUCAAAAUGGUGAUCUACCUGUCUUUUAUGAUGUGGUCUUCUGGCGCCUUGAAGCCAGUCCUCCGGUUUUUGAGAGAAUUGGCACAUACAACUCAUAUCCAGAAAUUACUUUCACCAUCAACAACUCCCUUAUAGGCUGGGACAGUGAAGCUUCUGUUCCUUUUGCAAACUGCUCAGUUGAAUGUAUGGAGGGAUUCAGAAGGGAAGAGGACCAAAAUUAUGCAUGCUGUUUUCAGUGUAAGAAGUGUGAAACAAACACUUAUGUAAACUAUGAACAAGACCCAUACACAUGCAAGUUGUGUAAUGUAGACGAGUGGUCUGAAGAGGGAAGCACAUCUUGCCAGAAGCGCUCCAUUCUGUAUCUUCAGUACACAGACCCUCUUUCCAUAUUACUUGCGAUAUUUGCUGUCACUCUGCUGGUUUUGUGUGUUGCAGUUAUCAUACUCUUCUUAUACAAUUACAACACACCGGUUGUGAAAUCUGCUGGAGGCAAUAUGUGUUUCCUCAUGCUAGCCUCGUUGGCUUUGUCCAGUAUAAGUGUGUUCUUUUUCUUGGGACAGCCAACAGAGAUCCACUGUGUUUUCAGGAAUGUGACAUUUUACUUUUUCUACACUGUCUGCCUUUCCUGCAUGACAGUGCGCUCCUUUCAGAUAUUCUGCAUUUUUAAAAUGGCUGCCAAGUUCCCCAAGAUCAACAGAUUGUGGGUGCAACAUAAUGGCCAGUGGAUUGUCAUUUCUACUCUUUCGUUUUUUCAAAUAUUCAUUUGUGUUUUAUGGAUGAGUCUAAAAACACCCAUUCCUUCCAAAACGUAUACAGCAGAUGCAAUCAUGCUUGCCUGUUCAGCAGGGAAAGAGCAGGCAUUUUUUGCAUGUCUGUCCUUCACUUGGUCCCUCUGUGUCCUCUGUUUCGCCUUUUCUUAUAUGAGCACUGAUCUACCAAAAAACUACAACGAGGCGAAAUCUAUAGCAUUCAGCAUGCUUUUGUUCUUUAUCAGCUGGUCUUUUUACUUUACAGUGGCUACAUUUCCUCCAGGGUUGUAUAUCCAGUUUUUUAAGGCAGGGGCACAGUUAUCCAGUUUAUAUGGAAUCCUACUGAGCUACUUCAUCCCAAAGUCUUAUGUCAUCAUUUUUCAGCCAAAAAAGAACACUCAAGCAUAUUUUCAGACAUCAAUUCAGAAUUAUACUCAAACCAUGAAUAGGAUGUAGACUACAGUCGGGUCUAAAAGUCUGAGUCCAUUGCCACUCAUUGUUUUUCAUCACAACACACAUACACACGCGCGCGCACAAACAAUCAAAUCCAACUAUGGAGUGGACAUCUUGCAGGACCCAAAUAUUUUACCCAUUUCAUAAUCUACUUAACAAGUAUGAAAGGUUUUUUGUGCAUAGAUGCCUAUUGGUUGUGAUAUGGUGUACUUAGAGAGGGUGGCAUGUAUUUCACUUAGAAUAGUAAAAUGACUAGUGUGGAUGUUAAUGGUUCUUAAAGGCCAACACCUGAUAGUAACUCAAUUGGUACGAUCUUCAACUCUCUAAGUUAGAAGCGGAUUAUGGUCAUACAAAAUUCACUUGAAUUGAAACUUUUUUGAUACACUGGGAGCGACUGAUGUAGAUUGGCAGAUCCUAAAUAGGAACCUCUCAUAUGAAUAAUGGUUAAGUAUAUUGUUAUAUAACAGUGCUUUGGCAGAUUUGUCAAUUGCAAUACAUUGUAUAGCUAUACUUAUUUUGUUGGUGUGUUUUUACUGUUUAUGCUUUGCAAGUUGCUGAACUACAUACAGAUGAGUGACAAAUUCAAGGAAAACCAACAUAAAGUAUCUGAGUAAGGUGCUGAGCUACAAUGUAACUUCCAUGUGGCUUGGCAUCGAUUUGGCAAGUCUCUGGAACUGUACUGGAGAGAUGAACACCAUUCUUCCAAAGGAUAUUCACAUUGUUGUUGUUUUGCUUAUAUUGGUAAAUACACUGUCUAACACUCUACAAUCAUCCAAAGGUGUUCAACUGGUUCACUGGAUCUGGUCAUUGUGAAGGCCAUAGUAUAUGAUUUACAUCAUUUACAUACUCAUCAAACUAUUCAGUAAAUGCCCCUACAGCAAAUAGUGCCACCAUAACUGCCCCCCCCCCCACCCCCUUAAUUUGUCAGUCAUCUGUAGCUUUGAUUUCUAUAAAAGCAAACUCAUCAUAUUGUUCAUCUAUGGUUAAAUAAAAACUCAGUUAUAGAUAAUGGGCUUUCAAACCCCUUAUGUAUGACUUUAAAUAGUAAUCCAAUAUGCAUGUGAUAAUAGAGUUAUCUGAUCCUGUUGAAUAGUAGAAAUACUGUUGAAUUUGUAUUUUACUGGUAGUUUCCAUGACUAUAGAAUAUGUAUUUAAGAAUAUGAAUGAUAAACAGUCUAAUGUAGUGUACAAUUAAUCUGAAUUUGUGAAUGAGCUAAUUUACAUCAUACCUCUGCAU